UUUCUAUGAAAAAUCAGCGGCUGUGAAGUCGUAAAUAAUUACCAUAAUAUUUAUGAAAGUUGCUUCGUUUGGUUGAUGAUUAGGAAACUAGAUACAAUCAAAGACAAAAGUUGUGUCACGGUUUUGUCCGCAGAUUAAAUAUAACUCGUGAAGCAUCAUGAGAGCCCUACCACAAGGCAGAGAGCACCACAAGUCUAGCCCUUCAGCAUAUGUUUUCACCAAAUUUCAUGACACGACUUUUGUCUUUCAUUAUACACACCACAUGGAUCGGGCCGCUGCUCUCACUUCCACAUAAAGCAUAAAAUUACUUCACAUAAAAGGCAGUAAUUAUUCAUUGGAAGAAACAUUCAAAAUACAAACUGAGGAGAAUAGGCUGUAUGACUUAGCAUAGUGAAGGUCCUGCAGUAAGAGAGAAGAGGCUGUUGCAUGGAGUUGGAAUACGAGGCCUAAACUUCAGUCAGUAAUGGAAAUGAUGCUCAAUAAAUCUGCACUUCUCACUUGCCAACAAACUCUAUUGAAAAACAUACUCUACUGUAACUUGUGUACAGCAUCAGUAGUACAGUCAAAACAAGCAUUGAAGCUAACAAGAAAAUUUUUGCUACAGAAUGAAGGCAAAAAAAGACGUGUAUGGCAUGAUGGCAGGAUAAUGACAGAUCCCUCUAGCCUGGUCCAAACACGUGGUAAUGGAGUGAAAUCAACUCAUCGACUUAGAGUUUUGAAUAAAGUUUUUUUAGACAAGAUAACCGACAUAAUGGCCACUGGAGAAGUGUCAGCGCAGCUAAGUGGUCUUGAUCUUGAAAUAUCCGAGGUCCGAGUUUUGCCAAAUUUACUGGGCAUCAAUGUGCAUUGGAUAUGCUCAGGUGCAAAUACCGACAAUCAUAUAGAAGCUGUACUUCAGAGGAAUGCUAAACCCAUUCGCCACGAAUUAAGUCAACAACGUGUCAUUGGUCAUGUACCUCCCAUCACCUUUGUGAAAGAUCAUCGAUUUUACAAACUACAAGAAGUGGAACAAAGGUUAUCAACAGCUGAUUUUGGUGAAGAUUUUGAACCAACUGACCCAACACACAAAUUCAAGUCUUCCCUUGCAUUGAACAUGACAUUGAACAGCAAUCUUAAGGAAGCCAUAAAGAUUCUGGAAGACAAAAACAAGGAUCCAUGUGUGGAUGCUCUCAAAAACUCAAUGUGUGCGCUGCCUCUAUCAGAUGAGUCGGCCAUAAAUAUACUCCCACAUGACCUGCCACCCAUGAGAGAUGACGUUCUUGGUGUUAAUACACAAAAUAUUUAUAGAAAGGUUCAUCAAGGAAUAAUAAAAGGACAAGCUAACCACCGGAAAAACACGCAGGAACAAGGGGUUUUAAAUACGACCAGUGUUUUGUCAAGAACCCAAGAAAUCCGUCAGUGGGCAAGUAAAUAUAAUUUGUUGCGGAAGAAAGAAUCCCGUAUUAAGAACAAAGUGGCAAAUUUGUUGAGGGCACCUCCUCGUUAUAUAGAAAAUGUUGAGGAAGAGGAAUAUAUCAAUGAAGAAGAUGAUUAUUUUGAAGAAUUUGACCUGGCUAAUGAUAUCAUGCAGAAGUAAUGAAUACAGUAGAACGUCUAUUUAAAGCGAUUCAAUUUAAAAUUAUUGGUUUAAAGCGACGCCCACAAUUAAGGACAAUGAUUUAAAUUAAAGCAAAUCUUUCCUAUUUUACACGAGUCAAUCUGGCGUCAUAUGGAAAUACACACUAUUUUAAAUUUCGCUCCAGACACCUCUCUGGGCACACUACACAGCUGCCCGCCACCCUUCCACAUCCUCAGUUCUCGCGCUGAUGCUCUAGUGAACGGACAUACUGUGUGACACUAUCUCUUCUACCACGUGUAUCAACUAUCGCCAUUAUGUCCAAGAGGCCAGCUACUACAUCAUUAACUACCCCAAAGACCAAGAAAUCAAGGCAAGCAAUCACACUGGAGCAGAAAAUCAAGGUGCUGGAGUCACUGCAUCAGCUGAUCAGCUAGUCCGCCAAUACAGUAAUUGGUUCUAUGUUUACAUUCGUUUCCAGUGAAGUAAAUA
Molecule: messenger RNA, 2047 nt
Organism: Homarus americanus (American lobster)
Lineage: Eukaryota; Metazoa; Arthropoda; Malacostraca; Decapoda; Nephropidae
Exons: 7
Coding region: 464-1576 (370 amino acids)
Biological process (GO): rRNA processing
Source: RefSeq, a predicted model, not a curated record